Molecule: messenger RNA, 277 nt
Organism: Racocetra fulgida
Lineage: Eukaryota; Fungi; Glomeromycota; Glomeromycetes; Diversisporales; Gigasporaceae
Source: the annotation of a GenBank genome assembly
GAAUUGGAUGAUUAUGAAUUAAAAGAGAAUAAAUUAGAAGAGAAUGAAUUAGAGGAGAAUGAAUCAGAAGAGGAUAAAUCAAAGGAGGAUAAAUCAGAGAAGGAUGAAUUAGAGCAGGAUAAAUCAGAGAAGGAUGAAUUAGAGAAGGAUGAAUUGAAGAAGGAUGAAUUAGAGAAGGAUGAAUUAGAGGAGGAUCAAUUGGAGGAGAAUGAAUUAGAAAGUAGUAAAAAAAUAAAUUUUGAAUCAGAAGAGAAUUUUGAUAAUAUUGAAUUUAAUG